Messenger RNA from Zea mays, 1987 nucleotides. RefSeq lists its product as uncharacterized. Lineage: Eukaryota; Viridiplantae; Streptophyta; Magnoliopsida; Poales; Poaceae. The transcript has a single exon. Gene Ontology annotation, molecular function: polysaccharide binding. Bases 66 to 953 code for a protein of 295 amino acids. The record is from RefSeq and is marked provisional.
CGCACGCCCAACCUCGCCGAGAAAACCAGAACAACCCUCCCUCGGCUUCCCCCCGUUCACACGCGAUGGCUCCUCUGCUCCUGCUCCUGCUCCUCUUCCCCGUCCAGCUCCAGCUCCUGCUCCUCCUAGCCGUAGCCGACGCCGUCCCCGGUCUCUGCGCCAGAGCCACAUGCGCCGGCCAUGUCAUCCAGUACCCGUUCUGGCUCAACUCCUCGGCGCCCGACUGCGGCCACCGCCACGGGAUCGGCCUUGUCUGCGAGGGCAACUCGACGCUGACCCUCCCCUACAUGUCCCACAGAUACGUAGUGUCCAGCAUCGACUACAAGACGCGUACCGUGCUGGUCUCGGACGCCGACAUCGGCGACGAGUACGACGCGGCCGGCUGCCCGCGUGUCCGGGUGAACCUCACCAUCGACACCGCCUGGCUGCGGCCCGCGGCCUCCGACGCCAACAUCACCUUCCUGUACGACUGCAAGAAGAGCAUCACCCUGCCCUCCGCCGUGGAACUGAGUGGGUGCCAUUGGCAACAGCAGCAGCAGCAACAGGAUUAUUGCCGUAGGUCGUACGUGCUGCCGGACGGCGGGAUCACGGGCGCGGAGGCGCACCAGUACGGGUGCGAGGACGUGGUGGUGGCGCCGGUGCUGGACGCGCACAGGAGGGAGAUCCUGGGCGCGCCCCCGGCGAACGGAUCCCUCCGCCGGGUGCUGCAGGGCGGGUUCGAGCUGAACUACGACACCCACUCCGAGCUGUGCGACCGGUGCGGGGCCUCCGGCGGGUGGUGCGGCUACCGACGCGACGAGGCGCCCGCCGCCGGCGCCGGCGGCGGGCUGACGUUCGCCUGCUUCUGCGACGGCGGCCCGACGACCACGGGCCUGUGCGGUGCCGGUACGUACGUACGUAUGUAUGUCUCCUCUUCACUCCCCCAGCGUUACAAUUUACUUACUUCUCUUUGAGUUCCUGCUGUUUGCUUUGCUUUCUGCUGGGGUGUGGGAAUGGGAUGCGGUGUGUCCGUUUGACGUUUGUUCGUUUGAGGUUGGGCGGGGGCGCAUGUUUUUCUUCGUUCGUUUUAUGCUCCAACUAUCUGUGGACUGCUAGUCCUAGCAAUGGACGAGCCUGCUUUGGGCAUGUUUGGUUCAGCUUUUUUCUGACCAACUUUUUCGAGAAUCUAGCUGUGGGGAGAAUCUGGCUGUGUAGGGAAUUUAAGUAUCAUUAGGAUUACGUGCGAAAGAAGAUAAAAUUGUCCAUGGGGCUCAGGAUCUAUAAAGUGACGGAUUACUACUAUUGCGACGACUCAACCGAUUAUAUGUUUAUAUUGAUUUUUAAUGGUUUUUACUCAAACGAAUUUUAUAGAAGCUGGCUGAAAAGCUGAGUGUUUGGUAGUUCGUAACAGCUUUUGGUGGCCAGAAACUGCAAAAAGUCAAAACAAACAGGGGCUUUGUGUUCAGUCUCAGUAGUUUGUAGUUCGCGGUGCGCCGCGCCGCGCUCAGUUGUUGCCUGGACUGGAGUGUGGAAAAUUCCCCAGUCCGAGUCAAAACCAGGAGCGGGGCCCGAACAGCAAAUGGACAAGCGGACACGGCAUAGCGGACAAGCCUUCGCCUGCUCUGCCUUCAGCCAUUCACCCAUUCAGGAAAACGACCGACGUCUGACGGGACUGGAGCACGCGCGUCAUUCGGAUCGGAACAUAUCUUUCAGAAGGAAAUAAAAAAAUCUCGACUGGAAACUUGGAAGGUCCGCAAGGUCGGUUUCAUUUCAUGGCAGCGGAAGAAACUGUAGGGUCUUCAGUCUAUUGGUCCUCGACCCCGUGUUGGAUGGAUCUCCGACCAACCGUUACCUGUUACGUUUGGUUUGGUAGUACUGAGAGUGAGACCUCGGCAUGUAGAUAUUUCUAUAUAUAAAUAAUCGUAAUAGUGUUGAGACGUUAUUAUAGACAUGGGUUAUUUAAUUAUCUAUCUUGGUCGUCAUCAAUGUUAAAUGCUCAUGAAUAUUC